This is a messenger RNA of Caenorhabditis angaria, 1165 nucleotides long. The record is from the annotation of a GenBank genome assembly. NCBI's taxonomy places the organism in Eukaryota, Metazoa, Nematoda, Chromadorea, Rhabditida, Rhabditidae.
AUGCAUUUUCAGCUGAAUGGUAUGCAAUAUGAUAUGGGUGAUAUGCAAGAAUGGUCGACAGAUAUGAUAACUCCAAUUACAAGUCUAUUAAAAUUUGGAGCAAAAAUUUCAAAUAGACUUAACAGAGCUUGCAGGUAAUUUUUUGAAAUUGUUUUUUUGGUAGAUUUGAAAUAGAUAUCAAAAUCUAAUUUUAUUUUUAUUAUCUCCAGAGACAAAAAAAUAAAAAGGUGUUGGAAUUAAAAUAACAAUUUUUGCCUACGUUUUCAGCAGGUGAAAAAGUUAUACAGCAGAUCAGAAGUGUUUUAUUAUUAUUUUUUGUUUAACUUUUUGAUUUUUUCAGAAGAAAUGAUGAAUAUCAUGUGUGUUUGAAGAGGUGUCCAGAUGGAAAAGCAAAAGAAAUUCUGAUAACUGGUCAAAAUGUUUGGAUGAAUCUAUGUGAACAUUAUAAAAAUGAUACUGGUGAGUGCAUCUGACAAUACAACAACAAAAAAUAGAAAAAAAAUGAUAUGUUGAAGAAUUCCGUAAUGUUGUCAUCCCAUGUUGGUCUGAUUUUGGAGUUGAGAUUUCUGGAAGAUGUGAAAGUCUUGCGAAAUUUCUGCAAUCUGAAACUCAACAACUUCAACAAUCAGGCACGAGAGGUAUCCAAGAAAGUCUCGAAAGUUUAUGCAAGUAAGUAUCAUUUAUCAAAAAAGAAUAUACGAAAAUAUGGUUAUUUGCAGAAGUAUGCAUGAUUAUGAUAAGUGUUUUGUCGAAGAAAAUUUCAGCUACUGUGGAGACUCGGCGGCAAAAUUUUUGACCUACUUGAAUCAUAUUUCUUCAAAGUAAGUUUUACGAAAAAAAAAAAUCUCAAAAAACAAAAAUUAUUUUCAGUAUAUUUAUGGAUUUGCUCGAGCAAAAUUUAAAACUGGAAAAAACACCAAAAAGCUGCUCAAACUGGAUAAAUCAUAGAGUAAGAAACAGACAAGCAGAAAAUAAAUGAACUUUAAGAUACAAUUAUAUGGUUGGCAAGCUGCAAAACAUGAAUAUUUGAACUUGAUCUUGAAGACUUUUGUUUCAGGGAAUGUCGGGUUGGCAGAAGACAAAAACAGCUCAAAGAAAACUGCGAAAUACAGCACAACUCCCAUUUUUUGCUUUUUUGCUUAUAAUUAUACCCUUUAUCACCUAG